Messenger RNA from Aureobasidium subglaciale EXF-2481, 3609 nucleotides. RefSeq lists its product as uncharacterized. Bases 359 to 3487 code for a protein of 1042 amino acids. Lineage: Eukaryota; Fungi; Ascomycota; Dothideomycetes; Dothideales; Saccotheciaceae. The transcript is spliced from 3 exons. The record is from RefSeq and is a predicted model, not a curated record. Gene Ontology annotation, biological process: protein phosphorylation. Gene Ontology annotation, molecular function: ATP binding; protein kinase activity.
GCCACAUUUUCAACCUUGUUACACAGGGCAAUCAUACUGGAUACCACUGAGUUGUAAAACUACAGGAUCGUCAAUCUGGCCAACGACAAGCGAUCUUAACCUGUCGCCGCGGAAAGGAGGAGAUCGGGGAGGCGGAACAUGUAUCCUGGUGUAUACGCAUCAGUUUGAACUAUCAUCAAAACAGGACUGGACCAAACCAAAAUACUUUGUUCCCACGAUCUCUGGACAGGAAAACUCUUGAGAGCCUGUCACUGGGCCAUAGUUGCUCUUCCGGCACUUUCUCGCCAACAGCGCAUAGCCUGGCUCUGCUCUGGAACAAGCUGGAAUCUCAGAGGAGUCCUUACGAAAAGCUCUGGACAUGAGUCCGAACCACCUGGAUCCAUUCUCUGCAGUCGGCGCUGGUACAAAGCACAAGCAGAUUCAAGAUGCCAAGGAUAUGUACCAGGUGGUUGUUGAACGCGCCGCAAGAACAAAUACGGUUGUUCCUGACUACGAGUUCAUUGAACUUAUCGGAAAGGGAUCAUUUGGAAGAGUCUACAAGUGCAAAAACAAUGCUACUCGAGAUCUUGUGGCCGUGAAGAUCAUUGAUGUUGACGAUCUGGAUUACAAACUGGAUCUCGACCAAAAGGAUGAAGCCAUUGAAGAUUUUCGAAAAGAGGUCAAGACGCUCAAGCUCCUUAGAGACAGUCAGGCGAAGAACAUCAACUACAUUCAAGAGGCCUUUGACCUGCAUUCUCAGCUGUGGAUUGUUAGCGACUACUGUCCAGGUGGUAGCGUUCAUACGCUCAUGAAGGCUACGCCAGGUCCUGGGCUUGAAGAAGAGUACAUCAUACCGAUCGCACGCGAACUGGCGGUGGCGCUCAAAUACGUGCAUGACGCAGGUGUGAUCCACAGAGAUGUCAAGUGCGGCAAUGUUUUGAUUUCCGAGGACGGCCAGGUUCAGUUGUGUGACUUUGGUGUGGCAGCAGUGAUCGAAACCGAAGCCUCAAAAAGAUCCACUAUCAUCGGAACGCCGUUCUGGAUGCCUCCAGAGAUGCACUCGAUGGAUAUGGCCGUCCAACAAGGUUAUGGUACUGAGGUUGAUUGCUGGGCGUAUGGCUGCACCGUCUACGAAAUGGCCACAGGAAUGCCGCCAAACCAUAAGUUCCAUCCGUCCAUGCUGCGAACAGUGCUGAAAGCCGCACCACGGCUUCAGGAGGGCGACUACUCACAAGGUCUACGAGACUUCAUUGCGUUCUGUCUCGAAGAAAAGCCUCAAAAUCGUCCGACCAUGAACGCUAUUCUGGAGCACCCGUUCAUAUCUGGUACAUCAGAACAAUAUCCUACCGCCACAGUGAGAGAGAUGAUCGAUCGUUACUUCCAAUGGGAAAGAAGAGGCGGCCAAAGAGCGUCACUUUUCAACCCCAUGGGAGCUGCUGCGCCUCAGCCAUCUGAGCAACGCGACGAUUAUAAUGAUUGGAACUUCUCAACCUCCGCCGAUUUUGAAAACGACUUCGUCAAGCGCUACAGUCAACUUGGUAUUGCGGAAACAGAUUUUGCAGCUACGAAUAGCGACUCGGACGAAGUUCUACCCGCGCUCAACAACGUUACAAAGCCACAUCCUAGGAACCCAUUCCACGAAGCGCAAGAAGAGGCCAGGGCGAAGCGAGGAGAGCGCUCCAUGGGACGACUCUUCGACACCAACGCAGACCCAUACGACUACAACACGCUCAUGGACGACGAAGAACAACCGAUGUCAGACCUUCCUCUGAGGAACUUGUCCAGCGAUCGCUCGGCCAACAGGGAGACCUUGAUUGACUUGGACAUGGGCGCAGUGGGGCUGGAUUCUCAGCCGACCUUCAAUUUCGACUUCAGCGAUGUGCCAACGUUAAAGGCAGCAAGACCGAACCGUAUGUCAUCUGCAAUGCCCGACGAAGACGAUGACGAAAACGACUUCUACGAUGGGCCAGAUCAAGACACGCGAAGAGCUACCAAAGACUGGCAAUUCCCUCUCAAGAUGAUGCCUGCCGACAACCCGAGCAGGCGUACACAGGACUGGACCUUUGCUAUGGCACAACCUCCAGCUGCGGAUCGCAAGACUCAAGACUGGUCCUUUGCAACAGCCCAACCAGCGGCCGAUCGUAAAACUGCAGAUUGGUCGUUCGCUACAGCUCAGCCGGCUACUGAUCGAAGAACGGCGGACUGGUCAUUCGCAGAGAUGACAGAGCCCGUGACAGCAGAGCCAGACCGCCGAACCGCAGAUUGGACGUUCGCGACAGCUGAGCCGGCGUCCAACGAACCAGACGCCGAGCCAGACUUCUCCUUUCCACCCAUGAAGGAUGAGACGGACAUUGCUCCAGGCUUCAGACCUCACUUGACCCGUACAGCUACAGAACCGAUCGGGCAGUUCAAUGAUUUCCUACACCCUCCUGUAGGAUCGGUUACCCAAGAUGACUUCGACAUAUCGAAGGUUCGCGAAUCAAAGCCCAUCAUCGAUCUUGACUUGGGCAUGACCUUUGAACCAAAGUUCGAUCUGGAGACAGCCAUAACGCACCAUUCCCAACCAAGCAUAGCAUCCAUAUCUCACCACUCACAACCAAGCAUCACAACAUCGUCUCCUGUCAUAAGCGCAGCAGGGUCGACCGAGACGUCACGUAACCCCUUCUUCUUAGAUGAGGUCGAGCAACCCAGCGGCGAUGAAGUCAAGCGCUCCUCGCAUCGCCAAUCACGUUCCGAACCACAACUUCUGGCAUCAAGCAAUCUCCAUUCUGCAGCACUUCACUCUAGGGGGCCCAGCAACGUAUCUCUACUCAGACACUCGAGGGACAGAGGCUAUUCUUACUCAUCUACAGCAUCGUCAGACGUGCAGAGUGGAAGCUGGCCCCGAGACUACAACCGUAGGAUGGAGGCACACACAAGACAACAGCUCCUUGACGGACUUCACACUUCUGCUAUUGCUUCACGCAAUAGCUGGGCUCGAUUCGCUGCAGCCGACUCCUUUGAUGACACUGACAUUGAUGCACCUAUGGCUGAUCCUGGUGUAAGAGUACCGGGACUCGAUGACGCCGAUUUUCCCCUCGUAGGUCAUGCGGGAUCGAAGCCAUCGUCGCGCAUUGAUGCCUUCAAUGUGGACACAGACGAGAGCACUUAUGGAGACCUCACCAUGCCCCGCAAUCGCGCACGUGCAGAUACAGGAGGCACAACAAGCACAGGCUACGACUCGUCAAGAGAAGAUACAGCAUAUAUAUCAUAUGCGCGCAGCAGCCGUCUUUUAAACGAGUUCCCACGACUGUCAGCACCUGAUGCAGAAGUACUCAUCGACGGCGCCGACUCAGAGCUCGUGUUCCAAGAGAUGGACCGUCUAUUUGCCGAUCUAGAAGGAGGACUUGGUCUGGCUGCCGAAAUGUUUCAACGACGUGACAGAGACAUAUUUCGAGGAAGGGAAGAGGGAGAGGAUUACGAAAGGCAUGUCAAGGGAUUCGGCAGUGAGGGAGAAGGACUCAUGUGAUAGGGAAAUGGGAUGCACGGGGACCAGAUGAAUUUGCUUUGACGCGAAGAUACCCUUAUGGCUUGUAACAUAGAUGAUGGCGUGUAUAACACAAUUCACUUUGCAUUGGAAGUGAUUGCUUG